UUUCUGAUAGAAAAUGACGCCGAGAAGGACUAUCUCUAUGAUGUGCUGCGGAUGUACCACCAAACCAUGGACGUGGCUGUGCUGGUGGGAGACCUGAAGCUGGUCAUCAAUGAACCUAGCCGUCUGCCACUGUUUGAUGCCAUCCGGCCCCUGAUCCCAUUGAAGCACCAGGUGGAGUAUGACCAGCUGACUCCCCGGCGUUCCAGGAAACUGAAGGAGGUGCGUCUGGACCGUCUGCACCCUGAAGGCCUUGGCCUCAGUGUGCGUGGUGGCCUCGAGUUUGGCUGUGGUCUCUUCAUCUCCCAUCUUAUCAAAGGUGGCCAGGCAGAUAGCAUUGGGCUUCAGGUUGGGGACGAGAUUGUCCGCAUCAAUGGCUAUUCUAUAUCUUCCUGUACCCACGAGGAGGUCAUCAACCUCAUCCGCACCAAGAAGACGGUGUCCAUCAAAGUGAGACACAUCGGCCUGAUCCCAGUGAAGAGCUCUCCCGAUGAGACCCUCAAAUGGCAGUAUGUGGACCAGUUUGUGUCAGAAUCUGGGGGUGGGCAGGGCACCCUGGGCUCCUCCAGGACUUGGGAAAACAAGGAGAAGAAGGUCUUCAUCAGCCUGGUGGGCUCCCGGGGCCUUGGCUGCAGCAUUUCCAGUGGCCCCAUCCAGAAACCCGGCAUCUUCAUCAGCCACGUGAAGCCUGGCUCCCUGUCUGCCGAGGUCGGGUUGGAGACAGGGGACCAGAUUGUCGAAGUCAACGGCAUUGACUUCUCCAGCCUGGAUCAUAAGGAGGCCGUGAAUGUACUGAAGAGUAGCCGCAGCCUGACCAUCUCCAUCGUAGCUGGAGCUGGCCGGGAGUUGUUCCUGACCGACCGGGAGCGGCUAGCGGAGGUGCGGCAGCAGGAGCUGCAUCGGCAGGAACUUCUGAUGCAGAAGAAGCUGGCGAUGGAGUCCAACAAGAUCCUCCAGGAGCAGCAGCAGAUGGAGCGGCAAAGGAAAAAGGAAAUGGCACACAAGGCAGCAGAGGAAAACGAGAGAUACCGGAAGGAGAUGGAAGAGAUUGUGGAGGAUGAAGAGAACUUUAGGAAGCAAUGGGAAGAAGACUGGGGCUCAAAGGAACAGCUGCUCUUACCCAAAACCAUCACUGCUGAGGUGCACCCGAUACCCCUUCGGAAGCCAAAGUAUGAUCUGGGAGUGGAGCCCGAGCUCAAGCCCACAGACGACCCAGAUGGAGGCACAAAGAAGCAGGGAGAGCAGGAUUUCCGGAAAUAUGAAGAAGGCUUUGAUCCCUACUCAAUGUUCACCCCAGAGCAGAUCCUAGGAAAAGAUGUUCGACUCCUACGCAUUAAGAAGGAGGGGUCCUUAGACCUGGCCCUGGAAGGUGGUGUGGAUUCACCUAUCGGGAAGGUGGUUGUCUCCGCUGUUUACGAGGGGGGAGCUGCUGAACACCAUGGUGGCAUUGUGAGAGGGGACGAGAUCAUGGCAAUCAAUGGCAAGAUGGUGACUGACUAUACCCUGGCAGAGGCAGAAGCUGCUCUGCAGAAAGCCUGGAGUCAGGGAGACUGGAUUGACCUCGUUGUUGCCGUCUGUCCCCCCAAGGAGUAUGAUGAUGAGCUGUAA
This is a messenger RNA of Chrysochloris asiatica (Cape golden mole), 1605 nucleotides long. It is a transcript of the gene USH1C, whose product is annotated as Usher syndrome 1C (autosomal recessive, severe). Gene Ontology annotation, biological process: inner ear receptor cell stereocilium organization; sensory perception of sound; retinal cone cell development. The record is from RefSeq and is a predicted model, not a curated record. Lineage: Eukaryota; Metazoa; Chordata; Mammalia; Afrosoricida; Chrysochloridae. Gene Ontology annotation, molecular function: protein binding. The transcript is spliced from 19 exons. Gene Ontology annotation, cellular component: plasma membrane; cilium; photoreceptor inner segment. The coding region runs from base 52 to 1605 and encodes 517 amino acids.